AUGGACUUCACCCAAUACGGCAACGCCACGCCAGAAUGGCUCGCAGUAACAGACUCUCGUCCACCAAUGGACCCCUCCCUCUCCCUGAAGGAAAUGCAAGAUAUAACAAACAUGCACCGCGAAAACCUCGCUAAAAGCGAACUGAAGAGAAUGGGAAACCCUGAGAUUCAUAUGAAGGAUUAUACUGUCACCGCAAGAGAUGGAUUUGCGCUUGAGGUGAGAACAUAUAGACCACCCAAGCAGGACAACGACCGUCUGCCGAUUUACAUCCAUCUCCACGGCGGAGGUUACGUCUUCGGAAACAUUCCUUCGGAAGAUGCUAUUUGCACUGCCAUCGCGCUUGGAUCAAAUGUCACAGUUGUCAAUCUGAAUUAUCGCCAUGCGCCCGACUUUGCGUAUCCGACUGCUUGGGAGGAUGUUGAGGAUACGUUUCACUGGGUCCAUGAUCAUAUCGACGUCCUCCUUGGAAACCCGGAUCAAGUCUUGAUUGGCGGUAUCUCGGCCGGCGCUCAACUCUCAGCAGCGCUUACGCUACAACAGAAUCUUUCUCCAGACGGACUCAAACGACCGAAGCUUGCGGGGCAGGUCCUUAUGAUUCCUGCUCUAGUCCAUCCCGAAUGUUACGCGCCCAUCCUCGAACAACUCAAAGAUCCAGCUUUGUCAUCUUACGUCCAGAACGCAGACGCGCCUCUUCUCGGCAAAGCAGCCCUCGAAAAGUUCACUUCGCUGUUAAAAGUUGCGAAACCGGAUCCCAAAGAUGUGCGCUUGAAUAUCGGACUUGCAUCCGCUGAGCAGGUCAAGGGUUUGCCGCCUACGACGCUUGGUGUAUCUGGUCUGGACCCUUUCAGAGAUGAGGGUCUUCUAUAUGGCAAGAAGCUUGCUGAGGCAGGUGUCCCUACUGAUGUUCAUCUUUUCAACGGUCUUCCUCAUGGUUUCCGACGUUUUGGAGAGCAGCUAUCGGAGAGUGAGAGAUGGGAUAAGGUCAUGGAGAAUGGAAUCAAGUGGGCCCUUUCCAACCCUCCGCCAACUGGAAAGUUUGAGUUUAAGCUUGAAUAG
Molecule: messenger RNA, 1056 nt
Organism: Fusarium coffeatum
Lineage: Eukaryota; Fungi; Ascomycota; Sordariomycetes; Hypocreales; Nectriaceae
Exons: 2
Coding region: 1-1056 (351 amino acids)
Molecular function (GO): hydrolase activity
Source: RefSeq, a predicted model, not a curated record